Molecule: messenger RNA, 1487 nt
Organism: Tremella mesenterica DSM 1558
Lineage: Eukaryota; Fungi; Basidiomycota; Tremellomycetes; Tremellales; Tremellaceae
Exons: 7
Coding region: 67-1422 (451 amino acids)
Biological process (GO): protein transport; vesicle-mediated transport; small GTPase-mediated signal transduction
Cellular component (GO): cytoplasm
Molecular function (GO): Rab GDP-dissociation inhibitor activity
Source: RefSeq, a predicted model, not a curated record
CUCUACACUUGACUACUCUACCAUUCUUCUAUCUAAUCCACUCACAAUCAAAUCAGACACAGCAGGAUGGAUGAAGAGUACGAUGUCAUUGUCCUUGGCACGGGCUUGACAGAAUGUAUCCUAUCUGGAUUAUUAUCUGUAGAUGGACAAAAAGUACUUCAUAUGGAUCGUAACGAUUACUACGGAGGUGAUUCAGCUUCUUUGAAUCUUACUCAGCUCUAUCAGAAAUUCCGUUCCACACCACCUCCCGAAAAUCUCAACUUAGGUCGUGAUCGCGAUUACGCAGUUGAUCUCAUUCCUAAAUUCAUCCUAUCAUCCGGCGAGCUCACCAGGAUGUUGGUACAUACAGACGUUACGAGGUAUCUUGAAUUCAAAGUCAUCGCUGGGUCAUAUGUAUAUCGUGAUGGACGUAUUUCAAAAGUACCAAGUACGGAAAUGGAAGCUGUCAAAAGUUCUUUGAUGGGGUUGUUCGAAAAGAGAAGAGCGAGGAAUUUCUUUUCGUAUUUGCAGAGUUGGAAAGAGGAAGAUCCUGCGACCCAUCAGGGCCUCGACGUUAAUAAAUGUUCCAUGAAAGAGGUUUAUACAAAGUUUGGAUUAGAACCUGGUACACAAGAUUUCAUAGGCCACGCCAUGGCUUUGUACCUCGAUGAUGAUUACAUCAACAAACCCGCCCGUCCCACCAUUGACCGUAUCAUCCUCUACACCCGUUCGAUGGCACGUUAUGGCAAAUCACCUUACAUUUACCCUCUCUACGGUCUGGGCGAGUUACCCCAAGCAUUCGCCCGUUUGUCUGCCAUUUACGGUGGUACGUACAUGCUGGAUAAAACCAUCGAAAGUAUCAACGUUGAUGAGAACGGAGUGUUCACCGGUGUGACCAGUGGCGGUGAAACUGUGAGAGCGAAGAAAGUCAUUGGUGAUCCCAGUUACUUUGGUGCUGGAAAAGAUAUGGCGGAAGGGGGUAAAGUGAGGGUGGUGGAGACUGGCAAAGUCAUUCGAGCGAUUUGUAUUUUGAAACAUCCCAUUCCAGGUACGGACGAUGCGGAUUCCGUUCAGAUCAUAUUACCUCAGGGGCAACUGGGACGAAGGAAUGAUAUUUACAUCGCAGCAGUGUCUUCAGCACAUAAUGUUGCCGCUCCAAACGUUUGGAUAGCUAUAGUAUCGACAAUUGUCGAAACUUCAGUCCCUGAAAGAGAAAUCCUUCCAGCCAUUCAACUGUUAGGUACGGUGGUUGACAAGUUUGUCUCGGUCACACCACUUUACGCACCCACUUCUCCAGGGACGGAAGAUGAUGUUUAUAUCACGAAGAGUUAUGACGCCACGAGUCAUUUUGAAACUGUUGUGGAUGAUGUGAGUGAUGUUUGGAGGAGGGUCAAAGGUGAAGAGUUGGUUUUGAAAAAGAGGGAUGUGGAAUUGGCUGCGUGAGGUUUAGGGGAGGUGGGACAAGUUUUGUUAAUGUUUAUUUAUGCAUGUUUGUGAUGUAGUCUUUG